UUAAUCCCUCUCCUUCACCCGCUCCAAAGAUCCGCGCCCUAUUUAGUCUCCGCGACUCCAACCCCCUCGUCUCUCUGUCUCUCGAUUGGGGUCGAAAGUUUGGAACCCUAAUUUCGAGAAGGCUCCAGGAUUAAACAUUAAAGAGUAGUUAUUGGUUUCCAACAUGCGUGGGAGGGUGUAUACCAGUGGUGGAGCAUCAUCUAGAGAAAAGCUUGAAGAAGAAACUUUUACCAUUGAUGAUGACAUCUCUCAUCUCACCAAGAUUAGUUCAGAACCAUGCGAGAACGUUCGUAAGGCCAUGCCUAAUGAGCGAACGAAACCUAUUCCAAUGAUUAAGAUGUUGUCAGGAAGAGAAUUUAAUUAUUCUGGAAGGGGAAGGUUUUCUUUAGCCGAUUGUUCUUAUCUUCUUGGUCGAUGCCUGCCCGUCAAUCUUUGUAGUAACGAAAGGAUGGAUAGCGAAGCAUAUGUGUCGCAGUUCUCCUCUGAUGGUUCCCUUUUCAUUGUAGGAUGUCGGAGAAGCCAUAUCAGAAUAUACAAUGUUGAUAGCGGGUGGAAAGUGCAGAAAGACAUCAGUGCUCGAAGUUUGCGGUGGACAAUUACCGACACAUCUCUUUCACCUGACAAACGAUUUCUUGUUUACUCCAGUUUGACGCCAAUUGUUCAUAUUGUAAAUGUGGGAACUCCGGAAACAGAGUCAAGGGCUAACAUCACUGAUAUUCAUGAUGGUUUGGAUUUUAGUGACCAUGUUGACAGUGAAUAUUCCUUUGGGAUAUUUUCUGUUAAAUUUUCAACUGAUGGUCGAGAGCUUGUUGCUGGAAGCAAUAGUGAUUCAAUACAUGUUUAUGACCUGGAAGCAAAUAAGAUGACAUUGCAAUUUCCAGCUCACACAACUGAUGUGAACACUGUAACCUUUGCUGAUGAAACUGGCCAUCUCAUAUUUUCUGGGAGUGAUGAUAAUCUUUGUAAGGUUUGGGAUAGGCGCUGCUUUGUGUCAACACGAAAACCAGCCGGGAUCUUGACAGGUCAUCUAGAAGGCAUUACUUUUAUUGAUAGCCGUGGGGAUGGCCGUUAUUUCAUUUCUAAUGGUAAAGAUCAGACUACCAAACUCUGGGACAUAAGGAGAAUGUCCUCCACUCCGAAAUUUUGCUCUAUCUGCUCAUGCAGUUCCGCACCAAAACUUUUUUCUUGGGAUUAUAGAUGGGAUGAAUUCCCAGCAGAAGCCAGAAGACAGAAGCAUCCAUCUGAUCAGUCAGUAGCUACAUACAGAGGUCACUCAGUCUUGUGUACUCUAAUACGCUGUUACUUCUCCCCUGCAUAUAGCACCGGUCAGAAAUACAUAUACACAGGAUCGAAUGAUGGAUAUGUUUAUAUCUAUGAUGUGGUAACUGGAGCUACGGUUGCAAGACUUAAACAGCAUGAUGCGACCGUUAGAGACUGUAGCUGGCACCCCUACUUCCCAAUGCUUGUCAGCUCAUCCUGGGACUGCUCCUUUGCUAGAUGGGAAUUUCCAGGAAAUGGUGCAGAUCCUGUGUUGCAUAAGAAAAACAGGAGGAGACGUUCGCUAAGGCCAUAGACACACAGUAUUGUACUACUAAAAUAUAACAUGCGACAGCGCUGUGGCUGAUGAAUGCCGAUUUGUAAGUAUGCCUGCAAAUAAUUCUUGCAGCUACAGAAGAUAUAAUGAGCAUCAUUGUGUGAUCACCAUAUUUGUUCA
Phoenix dactylifera (date palm) is the source of this 1714-nucleotide messenger RNA. RefSeq names its product LEC14B homolog. Gene Ontology annotation, biological process: proteasome-mediated ubiquitin-dependent protein catabolic process. The record is from RefSeq and is a predicted model, not a curated record. Gene Ontology annotation, molecular function: protein binding. Gene Ontology annotation, cellular component: Cul4-RING E3 ubiquitin ligase complex. Lineage: Eukaryota; Viridiplantae; Streptophyta; Magnoliopsida; Arecales; Arecaceae.